This is a messenger RNA of Pelobates cultripes (western spadefoot toad), 1077 nucleotides long. The record is from the annotation of a GenBank genome assembly. NCBI's taxonomy places the organism in Eukaryota, Metazoa, Chordata, Amphibia, Anura, Pelobatidae.
AUGGGGAAACCCAGACGCCAGGGCACCCCAGGACCCUCGGGCAACAGCCCUCCGCGGAAAUACGCCGGGCCGAUGGAUGAUUUCCUUUCUACCCCCGACAGCCUCCGAACCAUGCGGCCCGCUGACAAGAUGGCCGCCGCCUCCCCAAGUGCAGAGAGCGGUGCAGAUUCAGAGCUGGGCUCGGCACGAGGGGAGGCUCUCUCCCACAUCACGGCCGAGUUAGCCUCCAUCUCGGCUAAUAUGCUCACUAAAAAUGAUAAAACUAACCUGGUUAUGGAAUUGAGAGCGGCGAUCCGGGAGGAGAUAAUGGCGGUGCGCAAAGACCUCACAGCCCUCGAAGACAGAGUCACAGAGCUGGAGAGGGAAAAUCUGCAGGCCCUCCAGCACUCCCAGGCUGCUGACCAUGCCACGGCCAGACAGGGGUCGGUGCUCCUGGAGCUCCGCAGGCAAGUAGAAGAUUUAGAUAAUAGGGGGAGGCGCAAUAACAUUCGGGUUAGAGGCCUUCCUGAAGCAGAUAAUGAAGACCUCGGGGAUGUCCUCCCACAGCUGUUUACCCACAUUCUGGGGGAAGAGGCCCCGGACGAAUACAACAUAGAGCGCGCCCACAGGGCUCUGCGUCCCCCGAGAAGAGAUGGCCUCCCACGAGACGUGAUCUGCUGCCUUCUCUCCUUUCAGCUUAAAGACGCCAUCAUGAGAGCAGCACGCCCGCAACGCAUCAUUUUCCAGGACUCCCCAAUAUCGCUGUACCAGGAUCUGUCCACCCUCACCUUGGACGCCCGGAGAGCGCUAAGGCCGCUGACGCUCAUCCUCCAGGAAAAGCGCAUUCCUUAUAAAUGGGGCUUCCCUUUCUGCCUUCAGGCCAAAAAGGACAAUACCUGGCGUUCCCUGAGAUGGCCCAAUGACCUUCCUAGCUUCCUACGUGCCCUGGACCUGCCGCCAGUCACCAUCCGCAACUGGAUCCUCGACCAACCCCCACCGCGCUUGGACCACCCUGAGGCCCCCCAGCUGCUACGUACCCAAGCACAGAAGGAAGCGCAGCCCGUGCGCUGGGGGGGCCCCCAUGGAUCUGAGGAGUAG